AUGUCAUUUAGAGAUAGUUGUGCUUUGAUAACGUGCCGUUUUUUUUGUCGUUUACGCAGUAAAAAUAAAUUUUUGUGCUUUAAUAUCAGCGGGUUUCAUAUGGAUAGUAAACAUGAAGCAAAGUCAGCUAUGGAACUCGUCAACAUACCCCCUAUUAUUACCACAUACCGGCAUGCUUUGCGAACUUUCGAUGACAAAUUCAAAAACGAUUUUGCAACCAACUUGAACAAAUUAAAAUCCCUAGUGGAUAAAUUAAAAGCAGACCACCUUGGCUUCGAUCAAAGUUACAACGAUCCUGGUACCUGGAACAGACCAAGCAAAGCCCCAUGCACAUACGUCGAAGUGUUUCAAAACAAUGCGGUAAACAUGAGUAUUUUUAUUCUAAAACCUGGAUUUAAAAUGCCUUUGCAUGAUCAUCCACACAUGCAUGGGCUUUUAAAAGUUAUAUCUGGUGCGGUAAGAGUUAGAAGUUUUUCAGAAUAUCCUCUUAAAGAAGCAAUAAGUAAAGUAGAUUUUAAGGCUCGCGCAAAACACGAAGCAGCGCGACUUGCUCAAGGCAUACACAAACGUAGAAGAUUAUUUGCAGAGAUUUCUCAAGACCAUAUUUGUAAGGAAGAUUCUGAAACAUGCAUUCUGACACCAACAGUAUCUAAUUACCAUGAAAUUGAGGCUCUGAACACACCAGCAGCAUUUUUCGAUAUUUUAGCACCACCUUAUGACACAUUUGUGGAAGGAAUUGGUCCCAGAAGAUGUAGGUAUUAUUAUGUGGUUAAUGAAAUAAGUUCAAAUGUGGUAGAGUUACAAGAAACAAAUGUUCCAGAGUGUUUUUAUUGUGAUCAAGCUCCAUAUUUAGGACCCACUCUUGCAUAG
Messenger RNA from Pieris macdunnoughi, 870 nucleotides. The record is from the annotation of a GenBank genome assembly. NCBI's taxonomy places the organism in Eukaryota, Metazoa, Arthropoda, Insecta, Lepidoptera, Pieridae.